GCGUCCGUGGCGUUAAUGUGUUCAAUAUCGUACUUCCAUGCUAGAGGCCAUGCGCUCGAAUCCUGGCGUUGGAUAAUUUUAAUAAUGUUUAUUUAAUCAUUUGCAACGCAGUACUUUCUUGAAAGAAAUGGUCCCCAUGCAAAGUCACGAAUCGACUUAAAGCCAGAGGGACAACGUUUAGGCAAAUCCAUGCACUGCCCAUCAUGCCCAUGUUGGCUGAGCAUGCCAUGCUCGCAGCUCCCGUAUACACUAGCGCCACAGUUCCCUCUAGUAAGUGCACUAAACUCUAGUACUUGGGCUCGAUAAAUGAAAAAAAGAUAAAGAAACGGCAGACGCGUGACGCCGCCCCCUUAAUUGUUCUCCUCGCCGUGACGUCACGGAUGUUCACGGUGCCUGCUGGGCGACUGCACCACAAGAGCUCAAAUAGGACAAAAUGCCUUGAAAGCAGUCAUGUCACAUUGUGACGCAUCAGGUGCCAAGGUUUCCGCGCAAAAUUUAGAAAAGGGAAGCUCUGCCCUCGUGCUCUCCUCCGGUAGGCGACCUCUUACCACAAAAAAAAAGAACAAUAAUAAGACUAGAGUUUCGAAAGAAUCCAUUAUCACUCUAACUCAUUUGCUGUUUCUCUUUAGUGUCCCUUUAAGUCUAUUUUAGCUUCGCGCUGUGUGCGUUUUCGUCCGUCUGCCUGCGCUUAGUGGUUUGUCUAAAAAAAAUUAAAGAAAGCUCAGAAACCGACUCAUUAAGGCGUCAAGUGCUACGCGAUUGCAGCGAAAACGUAACCAGAGGAAAGCACUCUCAAUAGGCACUGAUGGCGCCAGGCGCAUCCGCCGGAAUAAUCCCACUAAAGUUCGUCUGCACCAACUGUGUGGUAAGAUAUGUAGUAAUGAAAAGUCAAGAUUGCUCCAAUGUUUUUUUUUUACCUUUUCUUGUUGUCUCUAUAAAAUUAGAUUUAACUGGGUCAAUACUAAUUGCUUGUCGCACCAAUCCUAUCUGUGUUACAUCGUUCAUUAUAAUAGCGCGUCGGCGUUCGGUGACAAGCCACUCACAGUGCGCUCACCCAUGAAAAAAAACGCUUAUGCAUGCCCGAUUUCAUCAUUUGUUCUUCAUGUCACAUGCAGAUGAUGAUCCUCUUUGUACUCUAUGGCUACCAAAUGGCACUGGUGGCCAGGGAUAAGGUGUACACGGUAGUUUUGACCAAGAAGUCGUUUCGGCGCAUGUUGAAGUACGCCACAGACUUAGAGCCUGUCAUAUCGUCACCGGAAGCGACGCAGUCGGCACAACCGCCAGAUUCCUUGCCGCCUCCAAAAGCGACACCACUUCCGCUAUCGGAACCCAUGCAGUUCCCUCCAUCUAAACCUGAAUCUACUUUACCGCCACGUCCACAACCUCUCUCGGAACUUGCGUCGUUAGCAAAGCCUUCGCCACCAACCUUACCACCUCCUGCGGUACCUGCACCGGUAAUGGCACCUCCACCUCCACCCAUAGCGAAGCCUUCGCCACCAACCUUACCACCUCCUACGGUACCUGCACCGGUAAUGGCACCUCCACCUCAAUCCAUAGCGAAGCCUUCGCCACCAACCUUACCACCUCCUGCGGUACCUGCACCGGUAAUGGCACCUCCACCUCCACCUCCACCUAUAGCGAAGCCUUCGCCACCAACCUUACCACCUCUUGCGGUACCUGUACCGGUAAUGGCACCUCCACCUCCACCUCCACCCAUAGCGAAGCCUUCGCCACCAACCUUACCACCUCCCGCGGUACCUGCACCGGUAAUGGCACCUCCACCUCCACCCAAAGUGGAACCCGAGGCCAAACUUGUACCAGAGACUAAACAUCAACCUUCGGCAGUACUGGCGCCGCAGCCGGCGUCAUCGACGAAAUCGGAGCCGGAACUCGUGGCGGCGGCAGUACUGCCACCGCAGCCGGCGUCAUCGACGAAAUCGGAGCCGGAACUCGUGGCGGAGCUAGCACCAGAGCCAGCACCGGCAGCAGAAAUGACACCGACUUUCCCCGCGCCUCCUCCACCACUGCAAAAGCGCCAGAAAUCCCGGCACUCACCAACCGGACAUGAGCAACAGAAGCGACGUGGUGGUACAGCGACGCCGUGGAAGAUGGAAUUUUUGAGGACACAAUUUUACGAACUCAGAAGAGGUACGUUCAGAACAUUACGAAGAGUUACCAUGCGUAGAGGCUAUGAGGAGGUGGUAGCUGAGCGUACAACGGGACCAACAAUGCGAGGGUUGCAGCAGCGUCCCCGCACGCCUCACGGUAGGCCAGGUUUUUUCAGGGCACCAGAGUUGAAUUUGAACGCUACUUUCAAACCUGUGAGGAGGCCUUCCGUUGUCCAGCGCGAUGCAAAGGCGGAAUUCAGUCCUGAUUUGGAGCCAAUAUCGCGCCAUGAGCUCGCACGAGAAUUCCAGAGAAUGAAGCCUGGAGAAAGGAGGUCGCUUGCGCCAACAAGGUUGGCUUUAAGUGCCACCUUCAAACCAGUUCCCUCUCAAGGCGCACAGGCCGACAUCCAUGAGACAUCCUUUGUCUCGCCAAAAAAGCUCGACCCAGCAGUGCUGGCCGCACCUGGGCACGGUGUACUACGAGAAUCCCAGAGAGUAAGGCCCGGAGAAGAUAGGCCGCUUGAGGCAACAAGGUUGGCUUUAAGUGCCACCUUCAAACCAGUUCCCUCUCAAGCCGCACAGGCCGACAUCCGUGAGACAUCCUUUGUCUCGCCAACAAAGUUCGACCCAGCAGUGCUGGCCGCACCUGGGCGUGGUGUCCUACGAGAAUCCCAGAGAGUAAGGCCCGGAGAAGAUAGGCCGCUUGAGGCAACAAGGUUGGCUUUAAGUGCCACCUUCAAACCAGUUCCCUCUCAAGCCGCACAGGCCGACAUCCAUGAGACAUCAGUUGUCUCGCCAACAAAGCUCGACCCAGCAGUGCUGGCCGCACCUGGGCGUGGUGUCCUACGAGAAUCCCAGAGAGUAAGGCCCGGAGAAGAUAGGCCGCUUGAGGCAACAAGGUUGGCUUUAAGUGCCACCUUCAAACCACUUCCAUUCCAAGGCGCACCACCCGACACCCGUCGGACAGGGUCCUUAGUCUCGCCAACAAAGCACGACCCAGCAGUGAUUCACGCACCUGCACGCGAUGUCCUACCGCAGCCGCAUUCGUCACCAUCGGCGCAGCAAUUCUUCCCAUCGAACACGUCGGUGUUGUGGGCGACAAGGCUUGCGCCGCCUUCAAAUAUCCCGAAAGGCAAGAGAGCGGCUAAAGCUGGCGAGAUUGCGCGACCACGCUCAUGGGUCAGCUCUGAGAGGUACCCAAACGCGGCACGGUCGAGAGAGCCGUGGCAACAAACCUGCGUGCAAACCAGCGCAGUCUUCGAGCCGGCACGCGGCGUCGGAAGAUCUCGCGAAGCUCGACAGAUCGCCGGCGUCUGGUCGUCUGGCACUCGCGUAAGAGAGCUCCGGGCCCCCAGGGCUCUUGACAUUGCGGGCCGAUUUGACGAAGGGCAGCGGCAGCAACAGAGGCAUGUUCUACCGACGCCGGGGUCUGUUAACAUGCCGGCAACGAUUCGCACGAGCGGCACACGAGGCCGAACUUCUGAAGUGCUGAUCGAUUCUCGCACUACUUUUAGUACUUCAGGUUUACGGCAGGAGCCAUCGCCUUUCGUCAGAGCAGCUCGUCAGCCGGCAAGCAUCGCCUCGCUCAGGGCCACGAUAAGAAUGGCGGCUGUAGAACCUUCGCCGCAGUUGGUACCACGACAGCCGAUAUUUCAGUUGCUUCCACCUCCUUUUGAUUUCAGACCACCCCUGUUAGGGCCACGGCCGCUGCCACCACCGCCACUGCCACCACCGCCGCUUACAGCACAUUUCCGGCGACGAAGGGCACAAUUGUGGGUGCUUUCGGAGACAACUCUGGCAACGGAAGAGUACGACGACGAGCAAGCAGGGUCUUCUGGAGCGCGGGUGAACGAUCCACGCCGCUUCCCGUAGAACUGCUAUGCUGGGCCGACUGGGCUGCAUUCGUCUAUUAAACAUGCGGGCGAAUGUCGGCUACGGCAGCCUUUUCUGCUGGAGUGUUCUGCUUUUCUUUUUUUCCCUCUUUAACCUGCUGUCUUCUCUUUUACCUGAACAGAAUGGCAAUUUUCAUGUGGUUCUACUCACUUUGCUGUCGCGCAAGCAGCAGCUACUUACUGUGGUAUGUCGCAACCGUAGCAGC
Molecule: messenger RNA, 4206 nt
Organism: Dermacentor andersoni
Lineage: Eukaryota; Metazoa; Arthropoda; Arachnida; Ixodida; Ixodidae
Source: RefSeq, a predicted model, not a curated record